This is a messenger RNA of Nilaparvata lugens (brown planthopper), 4022 nucleotides long. RefSeq names its product ribosome biogenesis protein BMS1 homolog. NCBI's taxonomy places the organism in Eukaryota, Metazoa, Arthropoda, Insecta, Hemiptera, Delphacidae. Gene Ontology annotation, molecular function: GTPase activity; GTP binding; U3 snoRNA binding. The record is from RefSeq and is a predicted model, not a curated record. Gene Ontology annotation, biological process: maturation of SSU-rRNA from tricistronic rRNA transcript (SSU-rRNA, 5.8S rRNA, LSU-rRNA); endonucleolytic cleavage of tricistronic rRNA transcript (SSU-rRNA, 5.8S rRNA, LSU-rRNA); ribosome biogenesis. Gene Ontology annotation, cellular component: nucleus; 90S preribosome.
AGUUUCAGUUCAGUUUUCUAGUUUCCAACUAGCAAGUCGUGUGUUUUCUGUUUUGUGAAUAUAACCUGUAAUUUGCUGAUUAACAAGAAACGCAAAAUAAUGGAUUUUAUUCAAAAUAUCUUUAACUUAUAUGUAAUCUAAUCUCAAGUUGUUAAUUUGUUGAUUGUUUAUAGGUUUAUAAACAAUGGAUGAUCAAAAUGAUGGUUCGAAAAAGUCUCACAAGAAACCUCAUUCAGGUCGUAAAGCUGAGAAAAAGGAUAAGAAGAAGAACCAACAUGUACAGGAAUUGACGGACGCUCAGCGAAAUCCAAAAGCAUUUACUUUCAAUUCUGCAGUCCGAGCUGAAAGAAAUUUUAGAAGAGGCCAAGACAUCCAGACCAAAAAGCACCAUGUGCCGAAAGUGGACCGCACCCCGAUCGAGCCCCCGCCCAUUCUGGUGGUGGUUGUGGGACCCCCCAAAGUGGGCAAGUCGCUGCUCAUUCACUGUCUCAUCAAGUCAUUCACCAAACAACCCCUAACCACCCUCAAGGGACCUGUUACUGUUGUCACAGGUAAGAAAAGGCGAAUCACGUUCAUGGAAUGCAACAACGAUAUCAACAGCAUGAUUGACUUGGCCAAGAUAGCUGAUUUAGUUCUGUUACUAAUAGAUGCGUCGUUUGGCUUCGAGAUGGAAAUAUUCGAAUUUCUCAACAUUUGUCAAGUACAUGGUAUGCCGAAAAUAAUGGGCGUUCUGACGCAUCUUGACAUGCUGAAGAAUACGAAAGCGUUGAAGAAGACGAAAAAAACGCUGAAACAUCGCUUCUGGACGGAGGUGUACGCAGGCGCUAAACUGUUCUACUUGUCUGGCAUUCUGCACAACGAGUAUUUGCGGAACGAGGUGAAGAACCUGGGAAGAUUCAUAUCUGUCAUGAAGUUCAGGCCGCUCAUUUGGCAGAUGACGCAUCCGUAUCUUUUGGCCGACCGUAUGGAAGACCUGACAUCACCAGAAGUGCUGAGACAGAAUGACAAGGCGGACCGCACUGUCAGUGUGUAUGGAUAUAUGCGAGGAAUACCUCUCAUCAAAAACUCCUCUGUACAUAUUCCAGGUUGUGGGGAUUUCUUGCUGAAAGAUGUGUCGUUUUUGCCCGACCCUUGCCCGCUGCCGGAUAAGUUGAAAAAGCGCGCCCUAGGCGAGAAGGAAAGACUGAUUUAUGCGCCGUUCUCGGGCGUCGGUGGCAUUGUCUACGAUAAGGACGCCGUCUACAUUGAACUGGCCGGUAGUCACUCGCAUACUAAAAGCAGUAGUGGGGAGCAACCAGUACGAGAUAUGGUAUCAAACAUUCUGGAAUCGAAGAAUACCCUCGACUCCAAGAUUGCUCAAAGUGAAGUUCAGUUGUUCUCUAAUGCUGCACCUAUACUGGCUUCCGAAUUCCAGAGUGAUACAACUGCCUCGAAUCUACCGGAAGGUAUCAGUUUGAAACAUGUGGAUGAUAACGGGAGACAACGGCGAAAAGUUAUCUUCAACGACGAAGAAGACAAUAUGGAAGUAGAUGGGGAUGAGGAGGAUGGAGAUGAAGAAGAAGACGAUGAUGAGGGCAUAGAAGACGAUAACAGUGACUCGGAAUUGAGUAACCAAGAAGAUGAAGAGGAAGAGGAAGAAGAAGAAGGUGGUGAAAGUGAAGAGGAGGAGGAAGAAGAGGACGGAGAGGAAGAGAAAGGGAAGACAAGUAAAUCGAGUAAAGUGAAGAAAGCUGAUAGCGAGGAUGAUGAUGAUGAUUCCGAGGAAGAUGAUGAUGAUGAUGAUGUAUCCGAGGAAGAUGAUGAUGAUGAUGAUUUGAUGGAAGACAAGACUGGCUUGAAUUGGAAGUCUAAUUUGGCACAGAAAGCAGCCAACGCUUUCCUAGAGAGACAGGCUGAUUCAGCAAGCUUAUGGAAGUUAGUCUAUGGAGAGACGAACUACCAAGGGGUGAGAGGAGUGAGGGGGAAGGAAGAAGAAGACAAGGAAGAUGAAGAUUUGGAAGAGGGAUUGUUCAAGAUGGUGAAGCAGAACGAGGAUAAGAAGAUAUUGGAGAAGGAUUUGAUGGAUUUGGAAGAUGUCACGAAGAAAAUUAAUAAGGAGCACAGUAGGGACUGGAGUCAAGAGGAGGUGCGUAAUACAAUCAAAGACUGUUUCGUCACUGGGAAAUGGAAAAGCUCAGAGGAUGCCAGGAAACUACUCAAUGGGGUUAAAAUUGAUGAUGAUGACGAUGAUGAUAUCUGUGAUGGAGAUUUCGAAGAUCUGGAAACCGGAGUGAAACACGAAGGCAAAACUGAUGAGCCUACUGAUGAAGCUGCCGUAGACGAUGAUAAGUCGAAAGAGAAACUGGCGGAAAAGAAGAAGAAACUGAAAGAGAAAUUUGACGUGGAGUAUGACGAUGGAAAAAACGGAGGAGAUAAGACCUGGUAUGACGAAUUGAGGAGGGAAGCCACUGAGCAGGCAGAGUUGAACAGGAAACAGUUCGAGGACAUGGAUGAUUGGCUGCGAGUUCAGUUGGAGGGGUUCCGUGCCGGCCUCUAUGUGCGGAUCGAGCUGGAUGGAGUGCCCUGUGAGCUGGUCACCAACUUUGACGCCACCUAUCCGCUCAUUGUCGGCAGUCUGCAGCCGGGCGAGGAGAAUGUCGGCUUUGUCAAGGCCAGAGUGAAAAAACACCGUUGGUUCGAGAGAAUUCUGAAAACCAAUGACCCACUUAUUCUAUCAUUGGGUUGGAGAAGGUUCCAAACAAUUGCCGUCUAUGCAAAACUGGAGGAUAAUAUGAGGCAUCGAAUGCUGAAGUAUACACCCCAACACAUAGCUUGUAUGGCGCAUUUCUGGGGACCAAUCACAAGGUCAGGAACUGGUCUACUGGCUGUUCAGGAUGUAGCUGCUAGACAGUCUGGCUUCCGGAUAGCAGCAACGGGAAUCGUGCUGGAUACAAACCAGACGACAGAGAUAACAAAAAAGCUGAAACUGACCGGAGUGCCUUACAAAAUCUACAAGAAAACUGCGUUCAUCAAGGACAUGUUCAACAGUAACCUGGAGGUGGCGCGCUUCGAGGGCGCCCGCAUCAAAACUGUGUCCAACAUUCGCGGUCAGAUCAAGAAGGCCGAGAGCAAACCUGAGGGCGCGUUCAGGGCCACUUUCGAGGACAAGAUCCAGCUGAGUGGUGAGUGCCAAUUUCAGAUGACAUUUCCAGUCAUUCAUACAAUAAAAAUUAUGGUUUUAUUCAAUUUGAUUAUUAUAAUUGAGAUACUUUUGCUAUAUUUUCAGGAAAUAAAACGAGAGCCUGUCGUGUUUAAACCUCUGAUUAUUCCAAGGCGUCUUCAAAAGGAACUUCCCUACAGAAUCAAGCCGAAACAUCGCCACAAUAUGAGGAAGAACGCUCCCAAGAUAGACAGAGUGGCUGUUGUCAGGGAUGUCGAAGAAUCUAAAGUGGCAAGCUUAAUGGCGAAACUGAAGUCCAACUACAAGGCCAAGGUGAGGCAGCAGAAACGCGACACGGCUGCUAGACUGAAAGAGCAUCGACAGACUCACCACUUGGAGGAAAUGCAGCGACAGAGAAAGAGAGCCGAUAAAAUCAAAGCUCAACACAGGAAACAGGCCAAAAAACAGGCUCAAUCAAGCACCUAACACGAGAGAAUCACAUCAAAAUGUCAGCAUUAGCCCAAUGUAAUUCAGUGAUGCUACUAUUGCUGACUCGCUGUCACUUAAGAAGGUAUUUUGUACAGAUUUGUAAUAAAUGAUUGUGGAUCCAUACUGAGGUAAUGUUUUACAAACAUGAUUGUGGGGAACAGUUUGAGACUAUUGCCCGUUUGCACAAAAUCCGGUUAAAUUUUAAUCGUGAUUGAUUUCACGCGAACCAAUCAGAGAACGCUUUUUCAAGAAAUAUGUUUCUCCGAUUGGUUCUCGUGGAAUUAAUCACGGUUGAAAUUUAACCGACUUUUAUGCAACCGGAACUAUGAGUUUGGAUGAAUGAUUUGUCAGUUGUUUCUAUUGAGAGCAAAUAUUGUUUGAAAUUGAAAGAAUA